Messenger RNA from Gymnodraco acuticeps, 1876 nucleotides. RefSeq names its product CD276 antigen-like. Gene Ontology annotation, molecular function: transmembrane signaling receptor activity. NCBI's taxonomy places the organism in Eukaryota, Metazoa, Chordata, Actinopteri, Perciformes, Bathydraconidae. The coding region runs from base 226 to 1335 and encodes 369 amino acids. The transcript is spliced from 10 exons. The record is from RefSeq and is a predicted model, not a curated record. Gene Ontology annotation, biological process: cell surface receptor signaling pathway.
UUUACUGACGUAUUUUUUGUGGAGAACAAAACGCUAAAAUCUCUUCCGCUUCUGUUAACCACAGACCCUGGCGCUUCAUUUUUUUUGUGCUAAUAGACCUAUGGGUGUUUUUAUCAGAGAGAUAAUCACACAGCUAGUGAACUAGAGCAGAAACAGGAAGUGUUUUUUCUGCUCGGACAGAAGAAGAAGAAGAAGAAGAGUUGAUCUCAUUGCACGAGAAGAAGAAUGAAGGACACAUCUCUCCUGCUCUUGCUGUCCUCCCUGUGCUGCUGCUCGACAGACUCAGCUCGUCUGACGGUGACUCCCAGCAGCUCUCAGGUGUUUAAAGAUGAACGUGUCUCUCUGAGAUGUGAGGACGCCUCUGAGGGAUGGACUGUGAGGAGAAACACGAGCAGGGAAAGAAGAGCUGAGUGUGGAGUCGACUGGGGAACACCUGCUGGUUCCUCCUGUACCAUCAGCCCCAUGGACCCAAAGGACAGUGGAGAGUACUGGUGUGAGUCCACAGAGGGAUCCACCAGUAACACCAUCACCAUCACUGUCUCUGGUGGAUCAGUGAUCCUGCAGAGUCCUGCCCUCCCUGUGAUGGAGGGAGAUGACGUCACUCUGACCUGUAGAACAAAGAUGGCCGACCCCCCCUCUGCUGAUUUCUACAAAGAUGGCGUCUUCAUUGGGACUGAGUCUGAUGGUCACAUGACCCUCCUCCAUGUCUCCAGGUCUGAUGAAGGCCUCUACAAGUGUAGAGUCCAGAGUAAAGAGUCUCCAGAGAGCCGGCUGUCUGUCUCAGAGAAACCCACCACCACUCCCCCCGCCUCCUGGUUGCAUCCUGUUGCUGCAUCCCUCUGUGUUCUGGUUCUGCUGGUUCUGCUGGUCCUGCUGGUUCUGCUGGUUGUUCUGGUGCGACGAUGCAUCCGAUGGAAACGUGAGGCGGCUGAAGUGGAAAAGGGAGAAGACGUCACAUACAGCGAUGUCAACAUAUCCCAAAGCCGGAAGAAGCCAAUCAAACAGAGCCGAGAGAGCGGUCCAGCUGCAGUUUACUCUGAGGUGAAGACGAAGAGAGACGUCUGUUACGGAGAGAUCACGAUCAACACAAACAGGAGGAGAGCCGCUGAAGUGGAAAUGGGAGACGACGUCACAUACAGCGAUGUCAAAACAUCCCAAAGCCGGAAGAAGCCAAUCAAAAAGAGCCGACGGGGCCGAGAGAGCGAUCCAGCUGCAGUUUACUCUGAGGUGAAGAGGAAGAGAGACGUCUGUUACGGAGAGAUCACGAUCAACACAAACAGGAGGAGAGCAGAGAUCGUGCCCGAGCCGGACGUCCUGUACUCGUCUCUGAAGUAAACCUGAAGAAGGACUCCUCUGGACAUCUUUUUAUUCUGUUUUACUAGUGACUCUAAAGUGACUCUGUAGUGACUCUGUAGUGACUCUGUGGUGACUCUAUAGUGACUCUAUAGUGACUCUAAAGUGACUCUAUAGUGACUCUAUAGUGACUCUGUAGUGACUCUGUAGUGACUCUAUCGUGACUCUAUAAUGACUCUAUCGUGACUCUAUAGUGACUCUAUAGUGACUCUAUAGUGACUCUGUAGUGACUCUAUAGUGACUCUAUAGUGACUCUGUAGUGACUCUGUAGUGACUCUAUAGUGACUCUAUAGUGACUCUAUAGUGACUCUAUAGUGACUCUAUAGUGACUCUAUAGUGACUCUGUAGUGACUCUAUCGUGACUCUAUAGUGACUCUAUAGUGACUCUAUAGUGACUCUAUAGUGACUCUAUCGUGACUCUAUAAUGACUCUAUCGUGACUCUAUAGUGACUCUAUAGUGACUCUGUAGUGACUCUGUAGUGACUCUGUAGUGACUCUGUAGUGACUCUAAAGUGACUCUAAA